This is a messenger RNA of Australozyma saopauloensis, 4266 nucleotides long. RefSeq lists its product as uncharacterized. Gene Ontology annotation, biological process: transmembrane transport. Lineage: Eukaryota; Fungi; Ascomycota; Pichiomycetes; Serinales; Metschnikowiaceae. Gene Ontology annotation, molecular function: ATP hydrolysis activity; ATP binding; ABC-type xenobiotic transporter activity. The coding region runs from base 1 to 4266 and encodes 1421 amino acids. The transcript has a single exon. Gene Ontology annotation, cellular component: plasma membrane. The record is from RefSeq and is a predicted model, not a curated record.
AUGAGCUCUUCUUCGGUCGACAAACAUGCACCAAAUGAUUCAUCAAACGAGUCGCUUGUAGAUGAGAGCAUGAAGCUCCAGCGGCGAUUAUUCACGCCAUUCUUGCUGAGAUCGGUUCCUUCUGUUCCUCUUGAACAAGACAGACCAUUAUAUCCUGACUAUCCAAAGUAUACUAAACCCAUCGAAUGGAUCUUUUUCACGUGGAUGUUGCCUGUUUUGAAGACUGGUUACAAAAGAACGCUCCAACCGGCAGAUUUGUUCGAAUUAAACGAACAUGUAAAGGUGCAACCACUUGCCGAGAAAUUCCAUCGCAACUUUCAGAAGCGCUUGGCGCAGUACAAAACCAAACAUAUCCAAACCAAAGCUGAGCUUCGAAGCGAAACCACCAACAAAAGCUCAGUACUGAAAAAUGAGGAAAUGCUUGAUUUCGAGCCAGGGCCAGGGCUCUCACUUCUUGCUACACUAGACACCUUCCGGCUAGAUUAUUUUUCAGCAGUAGCAUUCAUGGCUGCAGCUUUGGCUGUUCAGACAACAGAGCCGCUCUUGAGUAAACGUCUCAUCAAUUAUGUGACCAUGAAAAGCUUGGGUGUAGAACUGAAUGCUGGAAAGGGCGUAGGCUUUGCCAUUGGUGUGUCGGCCAUGACCUUUUUCACGGGAAUCUGCAUCAACCAUGCCUUCUAUUUGUCAACCUUCACUGGCGCACGGAUGCGUGGUGUUUUGACAAAGUUAAUUUUGGACAAAUCUUUCAAGCUCAGCGCCCGUUCUCGUAAGAAAUAUCCUGCGUCCAAAAUUACUUCGAUUAUGAGCACAGACGUCUCUAGAAUUGAUUUGGGACUCGGCUACUCUCUUUGGACAGUUGCGUUUCCAAUUCCCAUCUGCAUAGCCAUAGGCAUUCUCAUUUACAACAUAAGAGUACCCGCGUUGGUAGGAGUUGCCCUUAUGGUCGCCUAUUUGGUGUUUGCUGCUGGAAUGGGUACUUUGUUGUACAAAUAUAGAACAAAAGCCUUAAAGCAAACAGACGCUCGUGUGGCUCUAGUAAAAGAGGUGCUUAACAACCUCAAGAUUAUCAAGCUCUAUUCGUGGGAGAUUCCAUACUUCAAUAUGAUAUUCAAGACCAGAACCACCGAAAUGAGGUUUUUGUUGAAAAUGGAAGUUGUGAGAAGUGUCAUCAUCUCGGCUGCCAGCAGUUUGACGGCGGUAUCGUCCUGGGCGGCUUUCUUGGUGCUUUAUGCUAUUGCCUCCGAAACAAAACGUAAUCCUGCCACAAUUUUUUCGUCUGUUGCAUUAUUUGCUAUUUUGAGCAAUGCAUUGACGGUUCUACCACUAUCCUUGGCUUCGGUGGUUGAUGCUGUCAUAAGUAUGGGCCGUAUUUCGAGCUACCUCUCCGCAGAAGAAGACCCCGUGCAAAAUCUUGAAUUUAGGCAAGGUGACAGAACUCCAGAAAAAGCUCAUUGUGCAAUUCUGUGCUCUGAUGCAUCUUUCGAAUGGGAAAUCUUCGAAGACGAAUCUGAGGAUGAAGAAGAUGGUAAAACCGAGGCUGAAAAGGCAGAUAUCAGAAAAAGAAAGCUAGAAAGAAUGGAGAAAAAAAAAUCAAGAAAGAGGAAUGAAAGAAUGACACCUCAAGUGAAAGUAAAAGAUAAUUCGGCACCGUUUCCAGGUCUGGAAAGUAGUGACUUUUCUGAGAAGGGCGAAUCCUCCAAAAAAGUAAAAAAAACCUUUAGACUUGGGCCAAUAAGUCUUCAAGUUCAACAUGGAGAGUUUCUUGCCAUCACUGGCCAAAUUGGCUCUGGAAAAUCGUCCUUGUUGCUGGCACUAGCCGGGACUAUGAAAAGUACAGGAGGACUGGUCAGUAUCGGAGGAGACAUAAUAUUAUGUGGAACUCCAUGGGUUCAGAAUGCUACAGUUCAGGAAAACAUUCUAUUUGGACUCCCAUACGAUAGAGAAUGGUAUCAACAAGUGAUCUUCAGCACUUGCUUGCAAGCAGACUUAGAUAUUCUUCCAGCCGGAGACCAAACAGAAGUUGGUGAGCGUGGUAUCACCAUCUCGGGAGGACAAAAGGCUCGAUUAUGUUUAGCAAGAGCCGUCUACGCCAACCCUAGUAUUCUUUUGUUGGACGAUGUUCUCAGCGCUGUUGAUGCCAAAGUUGGACAACAUAUCAUGGAUCACUGUAUCACUGGACUCUUGAGAAACACAACUGUGAUUCUUGCUACUCAUCAGCUCUCAUUGGUUUCUUCUGCAAACCGUGUUGCGUUCAUGGAGUUGGAUGGGAAGAUUUCGAUAGGACUGUUGGAAGAACUCAUGGACUCAAACUUAGCAUUUAAGGACCUCAUGCAACACAAUACCCAUUUUGGUCCAGGAAAUAUUGACAUAGACGGAGCGGAGGAUAUAUACGAAGACAAUAAGAUAGAGCUUGACAAGAGUCGUUCUUUCAAGAAGGAAGAUGGAGUUCUUGUCAGCGAAGAAGAGAAAUCCGUCAAUGCAAUUGGUAUUGACGUUGUCAGCCGUUAUAUAUGUACGGGAGCUCGAGGUUUUGGGUUCAAUUGGAUUAUUAUCGUGGCCCUCACACUCACAGUGUUACAUGUCUUCUUUGAAUUGUUCCAAAACACCUGGCUAUCCUUCUGGGUCGAAUACAAGUUCGGAACAAAAACAAACGGGUGGUACAUUGGACUUUAUACUUGUUUUGUGGCCCUAUCGGUGAUAUUCAACCUUACUUCUUUCGCUUCAGUGAUAUACAUCAUGAACAGGGCUUCUCGCAUCCUCAAUAUCGAAGCUUGCCGGCGAGUGUUUUAUGUUCCGAUGUCAUUCAUGGAUGUAACUCCAAUGGGAAGAAUAAUCAACAGAUUCACAAAGGACACCGACGUUUUGGAUAGUGAGAUGGGAGACAAAGUUGCUCUUGUAACGCUCUUCAGCGCAUUCUUGUCGGGAAUCCUCAUUCUUUGUAUCAUUUUUCUACCAUGGAUUGCAUUUGCUAUUCCGGUGUUAGCUUUCUUUUUCUUUCUCGUUGCAGGAAUAUACCAGGCUUCCGGAAGAGAAAUCAAGCGGCUAGAGGCCAUUCAGAGGUCGAAGGUGUACAACAACUUCAAUGAGUCUCUCACAGGAAUGGAAACUAUCAAGAUCUAUGGCAAGACCGACAGAUUUCUCCGGAAAAAUGCCGAUCUCAUUAACAUAAUGAACGAGGCGUACUAUCUUUCGGUCGCAAACCAGAGAUGGUUGGAUAUUGCCAUAACAGGGUUGAUGGUAGGAUUCGUGCUCAUUUUAACAUUUCUUUGCGUUUUCAAGGUGUUCAAGAUCUCACCUGCCUCUGUAGGAUUACUCUUGUCGUACAUCUUUCAAGCAGCUGGAUUGGUUUCGAUGCUUAUAGUCAUCUUCACUCAAGUGGAACAAGAUAUGAACUCUGCAGAGCGUAUUUUAGAGUACGUCGAGGAUCUUCCACAAGAAGCUCCAUACAUAAUCGCCGAUACGACGCCACUGCCUAGUUGGCCCGAAGAAGGAAAAAUUGUGUUCGAAGAUGUGGAUAUGGUCUACCGCCCAGGCUUACCUCUAGUUCUUAAGAAGUUCACUGCCACUAUCGGAGCCAAUGAGAAAAUUGGAAUCUGUGGACGUACGGGAGCAGGAAAGUCUUCCAUUAUGACUGCCUUGUACAGACUCACAGAGAUGAAAGGAGGCAGCAUCCAUAUAGAUGGAGUCAAUAUCUCAACGCUUGGUCUCAAGAAUCUCCGAUCUCGGUUAUCGAUCAUUCCACAAGAUUCUGUUCUCUUCGACGGCACCAUCCGAAAGAAUCUUGACCCCUUUGGAGAGAAGACUGACGACGAACUUUGGAGUUUCUUGCGUCGCACAAAUAUCAUUCCAAUGGAUGAAAUCGAUACGGUGAAGAAGCAGCUCCCAACAGACCCCGACCUUCAUCAGUUCCAUUUGGAUCGGGUUGUUGAGGAUGAAGGCGCCAACUUUUCGCUUGGCGAGCGUCAAUUGGUCUCGUUUGCGCGAGCAUUGGUUCGGAACACCAAAAUCCUUGUUUUAGACGAGGCAACUUCAAGUGUCGAUUAUGCUACCGAUAAGAAGAUUCAGGAUGCGAUAGUGUCUGAAUUCAGCCAUUGCACGAUCCUAUGCAUUGCGCACCGCUUGAAGACGAUUUUGAAAUAUGACCGAGUAAUUGUGAUGGACAAGGGUGAGAUCGUUGAGUUCGAUACACCCAAGAAUCUCUUCCAUUUGGAUGGAUAUUUCCGCCAGAUGUGCAACAAGACCGGCAUAACAGCCAAAGACUUCUGA